Molecule: messenger RNA, 3606 nt
Organism: Rhinocladiella mackenziei CBS 650.93
Lineage: Eukaryota; Fungi; Ascomycota; Eurotiomycetes; Chaetothyriales; Herpotrichiellaceae
Exons: 10
Coding region: 1-3606 (1201 amino acids)
Molecular function (GO): oxidoreductase activity
Source: RefSeq, a predicted model, not a curated record
AUGUCAGUUCAGUUUGACGGUCAGACGAUUGUUAUCACAGGCACUAGCCACGGGUUCGGCCAGGAUUACGCCACCUGUUUGGCCAACAGGGGUGCCAAUAUUGUUGUGCAUGGCGACAACAAUCAAAGUUUUGCCAAUCACCUGGUCACGACAAUCCGAGCUGCAGGAGGAAAUGCGAUAGCCAACUUCUCCCCGCUGAACGAUGGGGAUACCAUAGUCGCGGCCGCCAUAUCGGCGUUCGGACGAAUCGAUGCAUUGAUUAACAAUGCCAGUGAUGGUUUGAAUGCAGACUGGGCGGCUACGGAUCAAGAUGUGUGGGAUUCUCUGCUCAACUCAACUUUCAAAGGCUCGUACAAAAACGUACGUGCUGUCUGGGCCUAUUUCAAAAAGCAGCACUAUGGGAGAAUUCUAUGUACAGCUUCGAUUGUGAGACAAGGACAACCGAAAUGUUCACCGCUCCAAUCGGCGGCAACGUAUGGUCAACUCGGUUUCAUCCAGACGCUGGCUAAAGAGGGCGCAAAAUACAACAUUCUUGCAUCCGUCCUGGCCCCAUCUGCGUCAGUUUGUUUGAUCCAAGGUACCCGGGAAUCUGAAUCGGAAAGAACGGCAAAAAUUGUCGCGACGUUGAUUCGCCCAUCUAACACGAAAGAAUCUGGUCAUCUGUACGAGGUGGAAAACGGCCGAUGCAGCAAACUUCGCUGGCGACGGUCGUCUGGUGCCUUAGUUCGCCCAGAUUCAUCCAUGACUCCCGGUGCGAUCUUGAAGAAAUGGGAGCAAAUCAAUGACUUCUCGGAGCCUGACUAUCCGUCAAGGACGGCCGAUCUCCAGACUCUGCUGGCUCAAGCGAAGAAACUGCCACCCAGCUCGUCGGAAGAUGACGUUCGAUUAGAUGGCAAAGUUGCGUUAGUGAUAGGAGCAGGUUCAGGACUUGGUCGAGCGUACGCGAAGUAUUUUGCCAGCCUCGGGGCUCAUGUCGUAUUGAACGACCUCAAAGCACCAACCAGUGUGGCAAACGAAAUCCGACAGAGCAAUGGAGACGCCCACACGGUAACCUGCUCAGUUGAGGAAGGCGAAAAUAUCGUCGCAGAAACCAUCAACGCCUAUGGCCGGGUGGACAUUGUGGUCAAUAACGCCGACUUUGUACGCGACAAAUCGAUCGGAAACAUGACUGAUGAUCUCUGGGAUUCCAUCACGGCUGUCCACCUCAAGGGCACGUUCAGAGUGACCAGGGCGGCAUGGCCACACCUCGUCAAGCAAGGCUACGGUCGGAUCAAAUGUGCGCUCAUUGGCUUCUCAGAAGCUCUCGCUCGUGAGGGUGCGCAACACAACAUCCUGGUCAACACCAUAGCACCCGUUGGAAGUACGCCGGCGCUGGCUGUCGCGGUGCAAGGAAGCAGCGCAGAUUUCCUCCCAGAGUAUUGUGCCCCUUUCGUGGCAUUACUAUGCUCUGACGUCGUUCCUUAUCCUUCCACUGGAGCCCUAUACGAACUUGCAGCUGGUUGGCAUGCCAGAACUCGACUUGAAGCCAGCCAUCGGGGAAUUAUCUCAUACCCAGAAGAGUCCAAGCAUGGCCUGAAAGAAGUGGCCAGACUCCUACCUCCGUCUUCCGUGCUGGCAAGAAUCGAAGACGCAAAAUCACGUCGCAUCCAGGGAACAACAUUCGAAUAUACUGAGAGAGAAAUCCUCCUAUACAACCUCACCCUCGGCGCUCGCUGGACGGAUUUGCCCCUCGUCUACGAGAACAACUCUUCCUUCCGAGCGCUCCCUACGUUCGGGGCCAUCCCCUACUUCAACACGACCCUCCCAUUCAGCGACGAAGAACUUCUCCCCAAAUACGACCCAACCAAACUCCUCCACGGCGAGCAUUACCUUGAGAUUCGAAAAUAUCCGAUCCCGACGAGGGGGAAGUUAGUCACGUACCCGCGGCUCGUUGAAGUAAUCGAUAAGAAGAAAGCAGCGGUCAUCGUCGUGGGGUAUACCGCACGAGACGCGAUCACGGGGGAAGACAUCUUUUACAACGAGGCAUCAGCCUUCGAGGACCCCGUCUCGCAGCCCGGACGCGUGCGCACAGAACAAACCACAAACGAACAAGCCGCGCUGUACCGGCUCAAUGGCGACCGCAACGCCAUGCACAUCGACCCUGUCAUCAGUCGCCAGGGUGGCUUUUCCCGCCCCAUCUUGCAUGGCCUGUGUUUCUUCGGAAUUGCGGGGAGGCAUGUCUAUCAGCAGUAUGGGAUGUUCAAGAACAUAAAGGCGCGGUUUGCGGGGACGGUGGAUCCGGGACAGACGCUGCGGACGGAGAUGUGGAAGCAAGAUGGAAACGGGGAUGUAGUGCUGUUCCAGAUGAAAGUGGUGGAGACAGGGAAAGUGUGUAUUAGCGGUGGGAGAGCGACGUUGUUGGGGACAGGAGAAACGGCAAGGAGUAGAUUGUUCGUAACCCAGACACCCCGAUCUGUAGCGUCAUGUCUAGUCCACGUUUCGCGCGCUGCUCCAAAUGGAGUAUUCUCAAACGUCCCUGUCCUCAAGUCCAAAGCAAUUGUGCUCUGCCAUGUCAGUGGGAAGAAAGGGGAGGUCUCCUACCCGCUCGAAAAAGUCCUUCUCCCAAUGGCUUCUCCGCUAGGGAACCAACUCCUCAUCCGAAUCCUAGCAGCGGCCUUCAAUCAUCGCGAGGUGUUCCUACGUCAGAGCCUCUAUCCCGGGGUCACGUUCGGCGUGCCCAUCUGCUGCGACGGAUGCGGCAUUGUCGUCAGAUCAGGUGCGGCCGUCUCCCCUCGCUGGCUGGAUCGACGUGUCAUUAUCAACCCCGGACUCGGAUGGGACAGCGACCUUCACGCCCCGGAGUCAGAGCGCGGGUAUCUCACGCUCGGAGCCAGUGCUGCUGGCACGGGAACGUUGCAGGAGUAUAUGCUCGUUGACGAACGGGACGUUCUCCCCGCGCCGGAGCAUUUGAGCGAUGUGGAGGCCGCAGCAUUGCCGUCCGUCGGGCUAACGGCUUGGAGGGCGCUAAUGGUGCAGUCGAAGAAUGCUGCGCCAGGGCAGAAUAUUCUGGUGACGGGGAUUGGAGGCGGGGUCGCGCUGAUGGCGAUGAGUCUGGCUCUUGCGGCGGGGUGUAACGUUUAUGUGACGAGUAGCCGUCAAGAGAAAUUGCACAGGGCUAUGGAAAUGGGGGCGAAGGCCGGAGUCAGUUAUAAUCAAUCGGACUGGGAGAAGAAACUUGCUGAGUUUCUUCUCCCUGAACGACACAAGAUCGAUGCCAUCAUCGAUGGCGCCGGAGGAGAUAUCGUGGAUCGGGGAAUCAAGCUGCUCAAACCGGGCGGGGUGAUUGUGUCAUAUGGAAUGACUCUGGGGCCUUCGAUGCCUUUCAGCAUGAAAGCGGUGAUCCGACAGAUCCACGUGAUGAGCUCGACGAUGGGGUCGAGGAAGGAUUUUGCAGAUAUGGUGGACUGCGUGCGCGUGAAUAAGAUUCGACCUGUUGUGUCACGGACGGUCUCGGGGUUGGAUGAUUUGGAGCAGAUGGAGGAGUUGUUCGACGAGCUAGCCAAGGGAAAGCAGUUUGGGAAGCUCGUGGUCGAAGUAACGAGUCCGCAAGCAGAGUGUAAGCUCUGA